GUGUCUUGUUUGUUCUUCUGCCUUCCUCUCGACAUGUGUAAACAUAUUCUAAACGCACAGGUCUCCAUUCGAGCACCAUGCUGCCAAAAGUGGUACGACUGUCCCGAGUGCCAUCAGGAAGUAUCGGAUCAUAACCUACGAAAAACCGUGGAAAUGGUGAUGGCGUGUAAAAAGUGCAAAAAGGUAUUUCGGAAAGAUAUGAGCAAUUAUGAGGAAGAGGACGAGUAUUGCCCAAAUUGUGAUAAUCACUACGUGAUCGAGGCGAAAACACCUCAAAUGGGAAUUGGAAUUGAAGGCGAUGAUCCACGAUUGGUCAAGGAUUUUAGAAAGAAGCAGGCGCAGAUAGUUGAGGAAGAUUUCAUGUCGGAUCGGUUGGGAUGAGACUGGUCUGGGGGGUAUUGGAUUUGGCGGUACGGGUAGUGCUGGCACUUGCGGUAUGCCGAUAUUGGUUACAUAAAGUACAAAAACAAUAGUAAUACUAAGAACACAUUCAGUGAAAGCUUAUUCCGCCUCACAUUCGGGUGACAGUGGACUCUAUGUAUUGCGAUCCUGUUCUUCCAGAUACUGCCGAAUAGCAGUAGAACUAAUCUUCAACCUCAUGUUAUCGCGAUCAACGUUGGCAGAUUUGGG
This is a messenger RNA of Spizellomyces punctatus DAOM BR117, 630 nucleotides long. RefSeq lists its product as uncharacterized. Gene Ontology annotation, molecular function: zinc ion binding. The transcript is spliced from 6 exons. Gene Ontology annotation, biological process: protein import into mitochondrial intermembrane space. Bases 34 to 381 code for a protein of 115 amino acids. NCBI's taxonomy places the organism in Eukaryota, Fungi, Chytridiomycota, Chytridiomycetes, Spizellomycetales, Spizellomycetaceae. Gene Ontology annotation, cellular component: mitochondrial intermembrane space. The record is from RefSeq and is a predicted model, not a curated record.